GUGGAUCCCACACUGUUUUCCCCCUGUUUCCCAGGAGCGUCGCGGCUGCCCCUGCCCAGACAUGCUGGCACCGCUCUGAGGCACCAUGUUCUUCACCGCCUACGCCUCCUUCGCUGUCCUCUUGGCCGUGUGCUUGGCCUUGGAGCUGUCCGCCUGCCGCUCCAAGCUCGCAGGCAGCGCCUGCACCAAUCCAGCCUUCCUCCACUUCCAGCGGGAUUACUACCAGGUGUAUUUCCUGGCUCUGGCCGCCGACUGGCUGCAGGGCCCCUACCUCUACAAACUCUACCAGCACUACCGCUUCCUGGAGGGGCAGAUCGCCAUCAUCUAUGUGUGCGGUUUUGCUUCCAGUGUCCUCUUCGGGCUGGUCUCCACGUCCCUGGUGGACUGGUUGGGCCGGAAAAAAUCCUGCAUCCUCUUUUCCUUGACCUACUCCAUCUGCUGCCUCACCAAGCUCUCCUGGGAUUACUUUGUCCUCGUGGUCGGUAGGAUUCUGGGCGGCUUGUCCACGGCGCUGCUGUUCUCCGCCUUCGAGGCGUGGUACAUCCACGAGCACGUGGAGCGCCACGACUUCCCGGCGGAGUGGAUCCCAGCCACCUUCUCGCGAGCGGCGUUCUGGAACAGCGUCAUUGCCGUGGGCGCCGGCGUGGUAGCCAACUGCUUUGCAGAAUGGCUGGGCCUGGGGCCGGUAGCCCCGUUCAUGGUCUCCAUCCCCCUCCUCAUGCUGACGGGCGUCUUCGCCAUGAAAAACUGGGAUGAGAACUAUGGGAAGAAGCGGGCGCUCUCCAAGACGUGCAUGGAUGGCUUGAAGUGCCUCCUUUCGGACCGACGCGUCCUGCUCCUGGGCACCAUCCAGGCGCUGUUUGAGAGCGUCAUCUACAUCUUCAUCUUCCUGUGGACGCCUGUGCUGGACCCUCAUGGCCCCCCCUUGGGCAUCGUCUUCUCCAGCUUCAUGGCAGCCAGCAUGGUGGGCUCUUCCCUCUAUCGGAUUGCCACUUCCAAGAGGUACCACCUCCAGCCCAUCCACGUCCUCUCACUCUCAGUCCUUAUAGUCUUCUUCUCGCUCUUCAUGCUCACCUUCUCCACCAACCCUGGCCAGGAGAGCCCUUCCGAGUCCUUUCUGGCUUUCUUGCUCAUCGAGCUCUCCUGCGGUCUCUACUUCCCCGCCAUGGGCUUCCUGCGGCGGAAGGUGAUCCCGGAGAAGGACCAGGUGGGGGUGAUGAACUGGUUCCGUGUGCCGCUGAACCUGCUCGCCUGCCUCGGCCUGCUCCUCCUGCACGACAGCGACUACAAGACGGGCACCAGGAACAUGUUCACCGCCUGCUCCGUGCUCAUGGUCAUGGCGCUGCUGGCCGUCGUCAGCCUCUUCAGCAUCGUCCGCAGCAGCGCGGAGCUGCGCGUGCCCGCUCCGCAGGGCCAGGCCGACCCAUCCUCCCUGGAGCUCUGAGGAGCCGCUGCAUCCCAAAGUCCUUUCCAAGGUGGGGCCCGAGCUCAUGCGGGGCAGGUCGGAGGCCGACGCUCCUGUGCUGGCUGUGACUGAUGGGCGCCGGCUGUAGGAACACUGGAAAAAAAACACAUCAGUGAACUGUCAGUUCCCAAAGCAUCCCAACCCUCUCCGAGGCGGCAAGUGAAGUACUGGGAGUGCUCACUGCGUGGCGCCAGACUCCAGAGAGCUGGAGGCGCCCCGGAGCAGGCGCUGCCGGCUGCGUUAUCCCGGCUGCUCCAAGCCCGGCAGCCCCCUCCUCUGCUGCUGCUGCUGUUUUCU
Nothoprocta perdicaria is the source of this 1762-nucleotide messenger RNA. It is a transcript of the gene SLC61A1, whose product is annotated as major facilitator superfamily domain containing 5. NCBI's taxonomy places the organism in Eukaryota, Metazoa, Chordata, Aves, Tinamiformes, Tinamidae. Gene Ontology annotation, biological process: molybdate ion transport. The coding region runs from base 86 to 1444 and encodes 452 amino acids. The transcript has a single exon. Gene Ontology annotation, molecular function: molybdate ion transmembrane transporter activity. The record is from RefSeq and is a predicted model, not a curated record. Gene Ontology annotation, cellular component: membrane.